AGGCCAAAAGAAAAACAAUUCGAUUCCGCUAGAUAGACAGAAAGCGUCGGUCUCGUCCACUUCCUCUGUUUUCCCUAUUUUUUGUCAAUUUCCAGCUGUGUUUACACACACAAACACACACUCCCUCGCUCUCGAGUCUAGACGUUGCCGCCUUUUCUACGUUCUCACAUUUUUUUCUCUCUCCUCUCACUCUCCGGUCUUCCAUUGUCUUCUAGGGUUUCUAUUUCCCCCUUUCUUUUCCCUAUGAUCAACACAGCCCCCUCUCCGAUUAACACCGUGCGCGGCGGCAGUACGCCGAUGACUCGCCGGAGAGGCGAUGUCCCGGCCAAUUUCCGCUCAGUCCGACCACCGUACCAGGCGAAUUUCGGGAUAGACCGUCCUCCGGGACCACCGGCCGGUUUCUUCAACCUCUCGAACUUCACUGUCGAUCUCCGUUCAGAAAAUCAGAAGUUCAACGUAGCCGAUGUCGAGUGUUUGAUCGCCAAAUGUAAUUUCAAGGCCGAGAAUUUCACCGUUUACAACUCAGGUUCGGUCGCGGCUCGAUUGUCUUUCCUGGAAUGGUCGGACACACUCGAAACCAUGGUGUAUCUGUGGAGAAGUCGUCUAAACGGUACUCAUUCACUCACUCCUUGUCUCGUGUCUCAUGUAUAUGUGCCUUCAGAUAUCGGCGAGCUCAAAAAUCGACUCAAAACCCUGUUUUCGGAGCAUGUAAGGGGAUUGAUGGAAGGUAAUUUGGUGCGGAAGUGGAAGAGGAAGAUGGUUCAUGUUUCGGAGGAGAUUGCGAGUGUGAAAACUUCGCUUAAGAAGCUGAAUCGGGUUAGAGUUUACGAUGAGCUUAAGAUGAGAAAGGAAGGGCUUGUUUCCGAUAUUGAUUUGAUUGAGAAGAAGAUUGUGGAGUUCAAGUCUGCUAUGAAGUGUAUACUUGCUCAUCUUGAUGGGAAGUCGUCCGGGGAUGACAAUGAUGAGGGGUUUGAGGUGUUUUGCUUUGGCAAACAAUUUGAAUGGGAGACGAUUCACUCCCUGAUAAGGAGAGAGUGUCAACGCCUCGAGGAUGGCUUGCCCAUUUAUGCAAGACGGCAGGAAAUCCUGAGACAAAUCUAUAGCCAACAGAUAAUGGUAUUGAUUGGAGAGACUGGAUCAGGAAAGAGUACACAGUUGGUUCAGUUUCUCGCUGAUUCAGGUGUAGCUGCGAAUAAGUCCAUUGUAUGCACUCAGCCUCGGAAGCUUGCAGCCAUCUCAUUGGCUCAUAGGGUUCAAGAGGAAUGUUCUGGUUGUUAUCAUGAUAAUUCAAUCAUGUGCCAUCCUACAUAUUCAUCUGCUCAGCAGUUUGAUUCUAAGGUAAUAUACAUGACAGAUCACUGUUUACUGCAGCACUACAUGAAAGAUAAGAAUUUAUCUGGGAUUUCAUGCAUCAUCGUUGACGAGGCACAUGAAAGAAGCUUAAACACUGAUCUCAAUUUAGCAUCGAUUAAAAAUUUACUUCAGCAGAGGCUUGAUCUGAGGCUUAUCAUAAUGUCUGCAACAGCUGAUGCAAACCAGAUUGCGGAUUACUUUUUUGGUUGUGGAACCUUUCAUGUGGUGGGAAGAAGAUUUCCAGUUGAUGUCAAAUAUGUUCCUUGUGCAUCUGAAAGCACUUCUGGUUCUGAUAUUGUUGCUUCAUAUGCUUAUGAUGUUGUGAGGAUGGCUACUGAUAUUCAUAGAUCAGAGAAAGAUGGGACUAUUCUUGCCUUUUUGACUUCUCAGAUAGAAGUUGAAUGGGCUUGUGAAAAGUUCCAAGCUCCCUCUGCAGUUGCACUACCUUUACAUGGAAAACUUUCUUAUGAAGAUCAACAUCGCAUCUUUCUCAACUACCAAGGAAUGAGAAAAGUCAUAUUUGCCACAAAUCUUGCUGAGACAUCAUUGACGAUUCCAGGGGUGAAGUAUGUGGUCGAUUCUGGCUUGGUAAAAGAGAGUAGGUUUGAACCCUGCACAGGCAUGAGCGUCCUCAAAGUUUGUUGGAUCAGUCAGAGUUCUGCUAAUCAGCGAGCUGGUCGUGCUGGGAGAACUGAACCUGGAAGGUGUUAUAGACUCUAUUCAGAAAAUGAUUUUCAGCUGAUGUCUCCUCAUCAGGAUCCUGAGAUUCGUAGGGUUCAUCUUGGUGUUGCAGUUCUGAGGAUUCUUGCUUUGGGCAUCAAGGAUGUUCAGAAUUUUGAUUUUGUUGAUGCACCUUGUGCAAAAGCUAUUGAGAUGGCUGUCAGAAAUCUUAUACAGUUAGGAGCUGUUACAUUGAAAAAUGAUGUCCUGGAAUUAACUGAGGAAGGACAAUCUUUGGUUAGAUUGGGAAUUGAACCGAGGCUUGGAAAAAUAAUUCUCAAUUGCUUCCGUCAUGAAUUGGGUAGGGAAGGCCUUGUUCUUGCUUCUGUUAUGGCGAAUGUCAAUAGCAUAUUUUGCAGAGUUGGAAAUGAAGAAGAUAAGCUAAAAUCUGAUAGCCUUAAGGUGCGGUUCUGCCAUCACAACGGUGACCUCUUCACUCUGCUCUCUGUAUACAAGGAAUGGGAUAGUUUGCCUCGAGAUAAGAGAAAUAAGUGGUGUUGGGAUAAUAGCAUCAAUGCCAAAUCCAUGCGGAGAUGCCAGGACACAGUCCAAGAAUUGGCUACUUGUCUCCAAAAUGAAUUUAACUUUGUUAUUCCCAGUAAAUGGCUUUGGAAUCCAGACAUGCCUACUGAGCAAGAUAGAAUUUUGAAAAAUGUCAUACUCUCUUCCCUUGCAGAAAAUGUAGCUAUGUACGCUGGAUAUGAUCAACUUGGUUAUGAAGUGGCAUUAACAGGAACACAUGUUCAGCUACAUCCUUCAUGUUCAUUGCUAGUUUAUGGUCGAAGACCAAGUUGGGUUGUGUUUGGUGAGAUUCUGUCAAUAUCUAAUCAAUAUUUGGUCUGUGUAACUGCUUUUGACUAUGAAUCUUUGUCUACUCUUUGUCCUCCUCCACUGUUUGAUGUCUCUAAGAUGGAGAGUCGGAAGCUGCAAGUGAAAAUUUUGAGCGGCUUUGGCAAUACAUUACUUAGAAAAUUCUGUGGGAAGUCCAACAAUAAUUUGCUUCAUCUUGUUUCACGUAUUAGAAAAGAAUGUAUGGAUGAACGGAUUGGUAUUAAAGUGAAUGUUGAUCAGAAUGAAGUUCUAUUAUAUGCAUCUUCAUUAGGCAUGGAUAAGGUUUAUUGCCUCGUUAAUGAAGCAUUGGAGUACGAAAGAAAAUGGUUGCAGAACGAAUGCAUAGAGAAAUGUUUGUAUCAUGGAGGACACGGUGUCUCAACUUCUGUAGCACUCUUUGGUGCUGGCGCUGAGAUAAAACAUCUGGAGCUUGAAAGGAGAUGUUUGACUGUUGAUGUAUUUCAUUCAGAUGUUAAUGUUGUUGAUGAUAAGGAGCUUUUGAUGUUUUUUGAGAGAAAAAUCUCUGGUAGCAUUUGUGCAUUCCACAAGUUUACAUCCAAUGGCAAAGAUAGUAUAUACAAUACUAAGUGGGGCAGGAUAACGUUUCUUACUCCAUCUGAUGCUAUGAAAGCUGCUGAGUUGAAUGAAGAAGAAUUCAGUGGUGCGUUGCUGAAGGUAGUUCCUUCACGUAGCACUGUUGGAGGUAAUCAUAAAAUGCUCACAUUUCCUGCUGUUAAAGCCAAAGUGUACUGGCCUCGUAGGCACAGUAAGGGGUCUGCUAUUGUCAAGUGUAGAAGCCAAGAUGUGAAUUUCAUGGUUACAGAUUUCUCUAAUGUACUAAUUGGAGGAAAAUAUGCUCGCCCUGAAGCUAGCAAUAAAUACACGGACAGUGUGGUGAUAAGUGGUCUUGAUAAAGAUCUUUCGGAAGCUGAAAUUUUAAAUGUAUUAAGGACAGCAACACCCAGAAAAAUCUUGGACUUAUUCUUGGUGCGAGGGAAUGCUAUAGAAAAUCCUCUUUCAUGUGAUGCUUGUGAGGAAGCAAUUCUCAGAUUAAUCUCCCCUUUCAUCCCUAAAAAGAACAGCAAUGGUAAUUUUGUCGGAGUUCAGGUCUUUCCCCCCGAAAUGAAGGAUUCGUUCAUGAAAGCCUUGAUCACGUUUGAUGGAAGUCUACAUUUGGAGGCAGCAAAAGCAUUGGAGCAAAUUGAAGGGAAAGUAUUGCCUGGAUGUCUUUCAUGGCAGAAGAUAAAGUGCCAGCCGAUGUUUUAUAGCUCUGUGUCCUGCCCAGCACGUGUUUAUCUUGUUAUCAAGGAGCAACUGGAGUCACUACUUGCAAGCAUUCAGCACCGAAAGGGUGUAGAAUUGCAUCUAGAAAGGAUAGAGAAUGGUAUAUGGAGAGUAAGGAUAUCUGCCAAUGCUACAAAAACUGUGGCAGAGUUGAGACAACCUCUGGAGCAGCUCAUGAAAGGGAAGAUUAUAUGCCAUACCAGCCUCACUCCUACCGUUCUACAGCAUCUGUUCUCCAGAGAUGGGAUCAUGCUCAUGGACUCGCUCCAACAAGAGACAAGAACCUAUAUUCUCUUCGAUAGGCAUAACCUUAAUGUGACUGUCUUUGGCCCUCCAGAAAAAAUUAAUGUGGUGCAGCAGAGAUUGGUUCAAUCUCUUCUAACGUUACAUGAAAGCAAGCAACUUGAAAUACACCUCCGAGGUCGAGGUCUGCCCCCUGAUAUGAUGAAGCUAGUAGUUAAGAAGUUCGGGGCAGACCUUCAUAAGCUCAAAGAAGAGUUACCUGGGGGAGAAUUCACUCUUAAUUCCCGCCGCCAUAUUAUCUCCAUUAGCGGUAACAAAGAAUUGAAGCUGAAGGUUGAAGACAUGAUACAUGAGAUAGCACGAACAAGUGACCCUUCAGUUGAGAAGUUUGAUAAUGAAGCUGCCUGUCCCAUUUGCCUGUGUGAAGUGGAGGAUGGUUACCGGCUUGAAGGCUGCGUACAUGAAUUCUGCCGGUCGUGUUUAGAGGAGCAAUGCGAUUCUGCAAUAAAAAACCAAGACAGUUUCCCAAUCCGCUGUGCCCAUGAGGGUUGUGGGGCUCUUAUUUUGGUCAGUGACUUGAGGUCUCUAUUGCCAGGUGAGAAGUUAGAGGAGCUUUUCAGGGCCUCUUUGGGGUCAUUUGUGGCAACAAGUCGGGGCACUUACAGGUUCUGCCCGUCGCCUGAUUGCCCUUCCGUUUAUCGAGUAGCAGAUCCUGGUACGCCCGGCAAGCCAUUUGUAUGUGGAGCAUGUUACAUGGAGACGUGUAAUCGUUGUCACUCGGAGUAUCAUCCAUACCUCUCGUGCGAGAAAUACCAGGAGUUCAAGGAAGAUCCAGAUUCGUCACUGAAAGAGUGGCGCAAAGGUAAAGAGCAGGUCAAGAACUGCCCUGUAUGUAGCUUUACAAUUGAAAAGAUGGAUGGGUGCAAUCAUGUGGAAUGCAGAUGCGGGAGUCAUAUUUGCUGGGCCUGCUUGGACUUCUUUAGGAGUUCUGAUGAUUGCUAUGGUCAUUUGAGGUCUGUACACCUAGCCAUUAUUUGAAUGUUAACCAACAUACACUGAUGUAAAUAUGUAUAUAUAUCGGCUUAUCAUAUAUAUAUUUAUAUGUGUAUUCCCCAAAUGUAUAGCAUGCUACAGGCAUGUAAAAUAGGAUUAGUAGUAAUUGCUGUUGCUUGCUUCUGUACAGUAUCUAGCGGGAAUGCAAUAGUAUUAUGCUCUC
Messenger RNA from Cornus florida, 5647 nucleotides. Its product is annotated as ATP-dependent RNA helicase DEAH11, chloroplastic-like. Gene Ontology annotation, biological process: spliceosomal complex disassembly. The record is from RefSeq and is a predicted model, not a curated record. Gene Ontology annotation, cellular component: catalytic step 2 spliceosome; intracellular anatomical structure. NCBI's taxonomy places the organism in Eukaryota, Viridiplantae, Streptophyta, Magnoliopsida, Cornales, Cornaceae. The transcript is spliced from 3 exons. Gene Ontology annotation, molecular function: ATP binding; zinc ion binding; RNA binding. Bases 244 to 5469 code for a protein of 1741 amino acids.